Molecule: messenger RNA, 834 nt
Organism: Fusarium mangiferae
Lineage: Eukaryota; Fungi; Ascomycota; Sordariomycetes; Hypocreales; Nectriaceae
Exons: 1
Coding region: 1-834 (277 amino acids)
Source: RefSeq, a predicted model, not a curated record
AUGGCACUCUUACGCAUGAAUCCGACACCUGUUCACCAAGUUCAUCCGUAUAUCCGGAUCAUACUUCUCGUCACUCUCCUGAACUGCGGGUUCACAAUCCUCUUUUUCUCUCAUCUCAUCUUCUUUCCAGCACUUUCUAGCUCAUAUCUGCCGCUCGAAACAUUCAGAUCAUCAGUCAAGCAUGCUUUGCGACCGUUGGUGAGCGGGCCAGAUAUAUCAAAGUCAUGCAUCGAAGGACAUCGAGAAACCCUUGCCUCGGGAUACACCAUCGAGGUCAAAUGCAAUAUGUAUCGACAGGGAGUUACAUACCAUGAAGUAUCUUCAUACGACGAAUGCGCAGCUAUUUGCGACUCACUAGAUAUCGAUGUAUGCUCCUACCAUCCACCAUCAAAACGAUGCGUCGUAUCCAACGUUCAUGGGAGAGAUAUUCCUCGGGACGGUGUCUAUUACAUGACCAAAGUCACCGAGGAUGAUAUUGAGGACCUCGGUUCUUUCGACCAUAGCGACCCGUUCGAAGAAGCGGCAGCUCAAGAAAAAGACGACUACCUUUACCGCAUCACUCUCCUCGAAGCCGAAUUGAAUGAUUGUCGCACUGGAAAUAAUCCGCCAAUACCUUUAUGUGGCGUUCCAGGCAUAGCUAUCCACGGUCGCAUCGAUAUGAUAAGAGUAUCCACCGUUGACGCGUGCAAAGCAGUUUGUCUCGCCAACCCAUUAUGUCAGGCUUAUUCUGCGUCUGACGACCCGGGAGAUUGGUGUUAUAUCUUUGACAGACCGCACGAGGGAUUUACGGCAGAUUAUUAUCAUCACUUGCAUACAUAUGAUCGCGACUGUUAA